AUGGUGACAGUAUUGAAGGAGAUUCCAACUCUUUUUGAAAAAUUUGGUGUGGCUCGUGGCAUUCUGGAUAAAAUCUCGCUAUGGCGUGGAGACAUAACGAAACUUGAAGUUGACGCAAUCGUCAACGCUGCUAACUCUGGACUAGCUGGAGGUGAUUUUUAUGAUGCCCAUAGCCGUUUGAAGGCUAUCUAUAUAUCACGUGUUGACUCUGUUUCGUCUUUGGAAUUUAUCACAAUAAUGUCGCCUUCUGCAAAUCACGUUUACGCUGCAGGUGGUGGUGUAGACGGGGCCAUACAUAGAGCCGCUGGGACGAAGGAUUUACAGAAGGAAUGCCGAGCUAUUGGUCACUGCGACACAGGCGCCGCUGUCAUCACGAGCGCUUGUAAUAUAAAGCACGUCAAAAACAUCAUUCACACCGUUGGUCCAAUUUGCCAUGGUGCUCUUGCGAGUGAAGGUGAACGGGAGAAACUUAAGUCAUGCUAUCACUCUUGUCUCGACCUAGCCGUCAAGAACAACCUCAAGACAGCAUUUUGUUGCAUUUCAACCGGGGUUUAUGGCUAUCCGCAAGACGAUGCUGCGAAGACGGUGGUUGGGCUGCUAACUGAUUGGCUAGCAAAGCCAGAGAACGCAGCUAAGAUUGCUCGUAUCGUCCUGGUGCUCUUCAAUCCUGCCGAUGUCAGUUUCUACGAAAAAUUCUUCGAAGAUUAUGCGAAAACUCAGAAAUGA
Molecule: messenger RNA, 726 nt
Organism: Strongylus vulgaris
Lineage: Eukaryota; Metazoa; Nematoda; Chromadorea; Rhabditida; Strongylidae
Source: the annotation of a GenBank genome assembly